Molecule: messenger RNA, 1685 nt
Organism: Musa acuminata AAA Group (dessert banana)
Lineage: Eukaryota; Viridiplantae; Streptophyta; Magnoliopsida; Zingiberales; Musaceae
Exons: 5
Coding region: 984-1502 (172 amino acids)
Molecular function (GO): calcium ion binding
Source: RefSeq, a predicted model, not a curated record
UUGCCGUAAGACUCUGCGCUUAACUGGCGGAGAACACGACUCUUGCGGUCUAGCCGGGCCACUCGAUCCGCCCUGCUCACCCUCCUCCAGCCGUCGACGGUGGACGCCGCCGCCUCUAGUUCGCUUGGUGCAGGUCGGGACCGCCCGGAUCCGCCCGCGGACGGGCCGGAUCCCGCCUUGCACCAACUGAAUCGGAGCCGGAGGGCGACCAUCUAUCUCGACCUUCCGCGGCUCCGCGUCGCGGGAUCUCCUCUCCCGAAAGAUCCGAUCGCGAGUCUUUUCUUUGCUUACCGUAUGCUUUCUUUCUGUUCCUCGUGCCGAUCUCUCUACUCGUGAAAGGUCAGAUUGUUUUACCGGAUUUGGGUCUUUCUCGAACAAUAUGUUGCUUAAACCGUGGAAAGCAUCUUCGAAAGAUGUAAUCUUUACCAACGUUUGGACUGGAGGUAUGUUUUCAUAGCAUGAUUCAUGUUAUAGAUUAAUGAGCUUCGGAUCUUGUCACUGUAAUUUAGUAAAUUUGCAUUCUAUCUGCAAGAAACUAUGUGUGUUGAUCAAAUGUGUGUGUAAUUGUUGCACCCCGUUGUUCUUCAGUGGAAUCUGGGUAUCCGUGACAGACAAGUUUGAGCUUGAUUCCAGUUCAGCAGAUUGAAUAGUUGCUAAUCUCCUUAGCCACCUUCAACAGACUCAAGUUCUGCCGUCUGUUCCUCUCUUACCCUUUUGCUUCUGAGUUGACAAAGUAAUUGUAUUCUAGUGCAGUCUUGCCUUCGAACUCAUAAGUUUCUGCUAGAACAGUUCCUGUUCAUUGAUGCAGCUGCACACAAGAUGAUCUCAAUUCCUGGUUAAAGUUCAAAAAAAGAUAUUUAGCUUCCGGUGCUGCCAAUUGUUGCCGCGUGUAAGCUGUUCACUGGCUUCAAGGUAACAUAUUUCUUUAUCUCUUCCCCAUCCCCCUCUCUCUCUCUCUCAGUUCUUUUGCCCUCGACUGCACCAUGGGUCAGCUCUUCUCCUCCAUCGGAGGCAAGUUCCAACGAGCAGGAGCAGGAGCAGGGAACGGAUGGCGCGAGAGGCAGCUGAGGAAGAUUGCUGACGAGGCCUUCGACCGCAUCAGAACCGAUUCGCACGACGACCGGCUCACCUUCCAAGACCUAUACAUCGCCGUCCUCUACGCCUACAAUGACAUCAACAAGUUCCUCCCGGGGCCUCACAACGACCCCCCCUCGAAGGAGAAGCUGAAAGCAAUGAUGGAGGAGUACGACAUCAACUUGGACGGCUUGCUCGACCGCGAGGAGUUCGCAGAGCUGAUGAGGAAGCUUACGGCCGAUACCGUGAGGUCGGUGGGGCAAAAUCUACUGAUAGGACUGGUGUUGGUGCCGACAAUAGCGCUGCUGGCCAAGAGGGCCACCGAGGGGUUUCCGGUCGUGGGCAAGGUGGCGCAGAGAACGCCCAAUUUUGUGUAUGCCUCCAUUGUCGCUCUUGGAGUUGUGCUGGUCCAAAAGCCAAACUGCUGAUCCAGUGAUCUGUAGCAUGUUGGCACACACUCACGUCUGAUUCUUAGCAGCAGAAAUGAGUCUUUCUGUGAGUGAUUGCUGGCUUAUAGUGCUCCCAACUAUGUGUUAAAACAGAGUUAUGCUUGUUGCUCAGCUAAUAUUACAUUUAACAGAGGGUUGGGAGAGGAUUUAGUUGGCAAGAGA